Molecule: messenger RNA, 2125 nt
Organism: Labrus bergylta (ballan wrasse)
Lineage: Eukaryota; Metazoa; Chordata; Actinopteri; Labriformes; Labridae
Product: hairy/enhancer-of-split related with YRPW motif protein 1
Biological process (GO): Notch signaling pathway; regulation of neurogenesis; anterior/posterior pattern specification
Cellular component (GO): nucleus
Molecular function (GO): RNA polymerase II cis-regulatory region sequence-specific DNA binding; DNA-binding transcription factor activity, RNA polymerase II-specific; protein dimerization activity
Source: RefSeq, a predicted model, not a curated record
UGAAGUGAACACGGUCUCCGCCGUCAGUGCAGCACUGGACUUUCCCUUUCAGGACUACUUUUGAACACUUGAAGCAAAAUGAAGCGGGGUCACAAUUACAGCUCAUCUGACAGCGACCUGGACGACAAUGUUGAGGUGGAGAAGGACAGUGGAGACGAAAAUGGUCAACUUGAUUCCCACGGCUCGAUGUCACCGUCCACAACGACACAAGUUCAAGCCAGAAAAAGGCGCAGAGGGAUUAUUGAGAAACGGAGACGAGACAGAAUCAAUAACAGCCUUUCAGAGUUGAGAAGAUUGGUGCCAAGUGCCUUUGAGAAACAGGGUUCAGCUAAAUUGGAAAAAGCAGAAAUUUUGCAAAUGACUGUGGACCAUUUGAAGUUGCUUCAUGCGUCUGGUGGCAAAGGUUUCUUUGAGGCUCACUCUCUUGCAAAGGAUUACCGCAGCCUUGGCUUCAGGGAGUGUCUGGCAGAGACAGCUCGCUUCCUGAGCAUCAUAGAGAGUCGGGAGAACACAGACCCCCUCCGUGUACGACUAGUGUCCCACCUCAGUAACUACGCCUCUCAGAGGGAGGUGCACACUGGACUCGAACACUUGGCCUGGGGCUCUGCUUAUGGGAUCGCCCCUGCCCACCUCCCACACCCCCUCCUCCUUCAACGCCCACAGGCCAGGACACCUGCAUCUAGAGGCAACAGUAGUCCACCCUCCUCCUCCUCUCUUUCCUCUACAUCCUCCUCCACUGCCACUGAGGCAUCUGGGACAUCCAGACUCAGUGUCUUGCCCGCCACAGAGUCCCUCAGGGUGCCUCCAAACGGCUCCAUGCCUCUAAGUCUGACCAUGCCAACAUCCAAGCUCUCACCACCGCUCCUUUCAUCCCUCUCCUCGCUGUCGGCCUUCCCCCUUUCCUUCGGUGCCUUCCCUCUGGUCUCUGCGACGGCCCUCAGCACAUCAAGCCCCUCCUCCACCGUGACGAAGCCUUACAGGCCAUGGGGGACAGAAAUUGGGGCCUUUUAAGCUGACAACUGGAUUGAAGGGGACAGCUGAGCUGUGCCAGGCAGGACAACCUGCUUCACCUUUAGGCCUUUAUGAAACACAGGGGAACAAAACAACUGAUUUUAUGUUAUUAUGUAUAAAGGAUAAGGAUGUGGGUUCCUCUCAGCGUGCCAUCACCCUUAUAAAGAAAAUUAGUUUUCAUUGAAUAUUGUUAUUCAUUCAAAUGUUUAGUUAAUUUAGUUAACAUCCACUGUCUCCAGGUUGAGAACUGAUAUAUGAAUGAUGGGCCAUGAAUAGAUUUAUUGUAAACACAAAUGUAGAGGUCAUAUUUCUAAGACCACUUAUGGUCACUUAUAAAUGCCAUUGUGGUAGAACUAACCUCCGGUGAAUGUGAAGCUUUCUUUCUUGUAUCAAUUUGUAAUAUUUUGGUAACAAUAAAUUAAAGUAAAAAACUGGAUUAAAAGAAUUUGCUCAUUUAACUCUAAAACAUUUUAUUUUAAGUGUGUGUAUGCUGAUUGUUUUUCAUGACAUUCCUAAAUUACUUGUUGGAAAAUGUCUGCGGUAAUCCUUUUUAGGUUAUUACCCGGGCCUUAUUAUGAGGUAAUAAGGCCCGGGUUAUUGACUGAAAGGCAAUUCCUUUACUAUGUGCCAGAUAAGUAACCAAAUCUGAGAGCAUUGUUGCCUUAUGAAUACCCAGGAAAUCAUUAAGAGCCAGAGGAAAUCCUUUACAAUGUUGCCCUGACCUCACCAGCCCGGGUUAGUCUGAAACGGAGACAAUAGUGUGAACAGGAUAAGGACAUUUGGGGAAAACAGUUAAAAAAGUAACAACAGACAGCUGGACCAAUAAACUAUUAUCCAUGGUGGUUUUUUCUGCUUUAGUCUAUGUGACAUAAUAUUAAGGGCUUCACUGUUUAAAUUACUUUUUUUUUCCCCAUCUUUUCAAGAUUAGGCUUCAGGGGGAGAUAAUCACUCCCUGUGAUUUGCUUCCUGAGGGCUCAAUGCUUUUUUAAUAAUAUAUGAUCUAUAUUGUCCUUUAAGUGCUGAUGAAUGACACAAACCUUGUUCCCUUUAAAUAAGAUGUGAUUGAAAAUUUUAAAUCAACAUUUUUCCAAAUAAAUGAUUAUCCUUAAAUGAU